Molecule: messenger RNA, 423 nt
Organism: Phytophthora sojae
Lineage: Eukaryota; Oomycota; Peronosporomycetes; Peronosporales; Peronosporaceae
Exons: 2
Coding region: 1-423 (140 amino acids)
Source: RefSeq, a predicted model, not a curated record
AUGCUACGCUGGGUGUUCACCAGGAAGGCGCACCACGGCAAAGCUGUGAUUGCGCUAAUUGUGCCCGCAGAACGAGGAGCAAUUGAAGCGGGACCACCGCAAAUGGAUGCUCUCGUUCUUCGAGUGGCUAGCAGGGCUUUGUGGGCGUCCCUGAACAGCCUGGACACGCUCAUGUUGUCAAGGCCCGCACGUCGCCUGCUCUCGACGAAGGUGUCCAGGCCGCUGCAGCCCGUCACGAAGACCGAGUCAAAGACCAAUUCAGCGGCCGCACAACAGGACGCAGGUGCCAAGGUCAAUGACCGCUCGGACGCCAACCCGUGGAGCCAUUUCGCCGCCUUUUCCAGCAUGGACGACUACGUGGACGUGACUCUCAUCCAGUACGGAAACGACGAGAAGACCAACAAAGACGACAAGGAGGAAUGA